CUUUAAAAUCACACUGGGGUAUCCCUGGAAGCCCCACAGGUAAGCCCAAUGCUUGCCCAAGUGGUGGCUGCCCAGCCACAGGGAUCUUUUAAAAUCAUUUUCUUUUUUUUUUGAGACAGAGUCUCACUAUGUCGCCCUCGGUAGAGUGCCGUGAUGUCACAGCUCACAGCAACCUCAAAUCUUGGGCUUAAGUGAUUCUCUUGCCUCAGCCUCCCAAAGUAGCUAGGACUACAGGUACCCCUCACAACACCCGGCUAUUUUUUUGUUGCAGUUGUCAUUGUUGUUUGGCUGGCCCAGGCUGGAUUCGAACCUGCUAGCCUGGGUGUAUGUGGCCGGUGGCCUACCCACUGAGCUACAGACACCGCCCCAAACAGAACAAUUUCCAAUGGUCGUGUUACGAACCCCUCUGCUGCUUAAAACCCUUCCUACAAUUAUGUUUCUGUCUUGAUUAAAGUCCAGAGCCAUGAAUGUCUCCCCCAAGAACUGGCAUGUGGCCCCAGCCCCUGGAUAGCAUCUGCCCUGUUCCUCACACAGUUGGUAACACAGGCGAACUCAGGUGACCUCACGUAGGGAACCACAUAGGUGAUCUCACAGGUGAGUCACAUGCAGGUGACUCACACAGGUAACCUCACUCAGGUCUUUUAUACACACGAAUUCACGUGACCCCAGACAGAUGGCUCACACAGGUUGACUGACACAUGUAUUCAUCCAAGUAGUGACACAGAGGUGAUAACACAGGUGGCUUCAGACAGGAGACUUCACUCAGUGACCUCACAUAACUACAGACAGAGGACCACACGCAGAUGAUGAUUCCACACGUAUGGAUUCAUAUAGGUGACUCUACACAGAUGACCUCAUACUGGCUCUUCACAGGUGACCCACAUACAGGUACCGUAGACAGGUAACUUCACCUGGGUCCUUCCCAAACACGACCUUUUAUCAGUGACCACACACAGGUCCCUCACACAGAUGUUACACACAGGGUCAGCACACAGGUGACUUGAGAUAGGUGAUUCCCUACAGGUGAACUCACGGGUAACUAUACACAGGUUACUGCAGACAGGUGACCUAGUACAGGUGAACUCACACAGGUGACCUCAGGCAAGUGUCUCACACUUGGUGACCCUCUGUCAGCUCCUCGCUGGCCCCAUUUUAUUGCCCACACUCAAACUCUGUAAGCUCCCCAGUAUUACCCCCCAACGACCAUCUCAGCUUAGGGGACACACGUCCCCAAUGCCCUCGCCUCCUCCUUGUAAUCAGGGCUAUCACCACAGUAGGUACGUUGCCUUCUCAUCCUCCCUGUCCCCAGGUGCGGGGCCCUCACGGUCCAGGGCACUGUCCAGUCCAGGCACCAGGAGCAGCGGGUGUUAACUCCUGUGCUAUAGAAAGCUUCAGUCCAGCCCUCUACACAGUGCUUCACAUACAAAUCCAGUAACUCCACGUUGAAGGGUGACUGAUGGUCAGCUUGAGAUGUCUACCCCUUAACUAGACAUCUGAAAUUUCCUCAACACAGAAUGAAACACCAUCAUAGUCUCUCUGUGUCCAUUUCACUUGUUAAUAUCCUCAAAGCAAACUUGCCAGUCAGAGGUAAAUUCACAGGAGGGAACUUUGGAUCUGGAAGAAAAAGCUUUUUUUCUACCCUUUUAAGUUCUUUGAUGGAGGCCUGCAAAUUAAACUGACAAAAGUCAGCUUAGCAAAAGAAAAACCCAUCAAGUUCAUUCACAUUGCAUUUAGGAGCUCACAAAAGAACUGAUUCCUUAAAUAGCUAAAGUUACGGGCUUAUAUAAUUUACCUAAUAAGGAGAAAAAUCUUGUAUACAGAAAGCACAAAUGGUUUUUAAGAAAGACAUAUAAAUAUCUAGGAGAACAAAUAGGAGAUAACAAAGUGUAUGAUGGUGUUUGUUUAUGGCCUUUUCUGUCUUUCUGUGGCCAUAAAACUCCCCCAGAGAUACAAUUAGUGGCAGUUUCACUGCUGGGAAGGAGGUCAUCUUAAAGAGGUCAUCAAUGGCAUUCUGAAAAGCUUUAUGCCUUUAUUCAAUAGACAAAGAAAGAUCCAAGAAGGCUUCCUUCUGCAUCAGCUCAAUCUCCAAUAUUUUCAGUUUAAAAUGACCUUCAUGCUCACUCUGGCUUUUGAGUGGAUCCCCACAUCUGCAGGUGAUGCUGGGAAAUCGAUCACUUACCAUUUUAAUUCCACUAUUUUUUUUUUCCAGGGAGGCUCCCCAAAGAAAGACCCCGUAAGUAUCACUCUCUUUCUCUAUGACAUCCUGCACCUGAGCCAUGAGUCACCUCAAUGUUCAGCACCCACCAAGUAGAACUGCUCGUCUGGGGAUAGGGAGGGGGUCAUUAUCUAAUGAGGGAGUUCUCCUGGAUACCCAAACUGUGAGGGAACAAAUUUCUGUUAAUGCUAGUUUGUGGUACUCCCUUGUGGCAGCCGCAGGAAACUCCUACGGAGGUGAACAUGCCCUCAGCCACUGGAGGGCAGCAACAUUGUGCACCAUCAGAUGUGGGGUGAUCUAUAUCCUACAGGGGCACUUGAGUCUGAGGUCUGGGUGGGGCCUACGAAGCAGCCACCAGCUCCCAGGUGGAGAUGGGGCGGCUUUGACCCUGUGGACCACAUUUUGAGUGGUAGGAGAAGUGAAAGGGGAUGAGAAGCUGUCUGAAGGCAUCUUUGGAGGCCAGCAUUGGGGAGAUACCGUUCCUUUCUGGGCCACACCUGUGGCCCCAAUGAUGUCUUACCAUGCUCACAGCUGUCUGGCCCAGAAGGAGGCCAAGGGGAGGGGUCUCUCCUCCGGGGAGAGUGGAGUCUCUGCCCUUUGUCUGAACUUCUGUCUUCACCGGCUGACCCAGCAGCCCCCAGCCCACCUCUGCCUUAGGGUGGGGAAGAUAGUUUUGCAGAGUCUAAGGUAAAAAGCAUCACUAAUGAAACCAAGUUUUUGUGCCAUGUAGACACAGUCCCUCCUCUUGGCUUUUUCCAAUCUUUGACUUUCUGGUGAUGCAAAAAUGAUAUGCACGGCUCAGUGCCCAUAGCACAGCAGUUAGCACCAAGGGUGGCAGGUUUGAACCCCUUCCGGGCCUGCUAAACAACAAUGACCACUGCAACAGCAACAAAAAAAACAGCCAGGAGUUGCGGUGGGCUCCUGUAUUCCCAGCUAUUUGGAAGGCUGAGACAAGACAAUCGCUUAAGCCCACCAAUUGGAGCUGUGAUGCCACAGCACUCUACCCAGCAUGACAAAGUGAGGCUCUGUCUAAAAAAAAAAAAAAAAUUAAAAAUAGGCAUUCAGUUAUAAAGUUCCCAGUGUGCAGCAGAGAGAAAUCACAGCUCCCAGUUAGCCAUGCAUUUCCAGCUUAUAUAUUUUCGGCUUAUGAUGGGUGUAUGAGGACGCAUCCCCAUCAUAAGCCGAGCAGCCUUUAUCCCCACAAGAGCCAGAAAAACAAACUGGGUUCUUUAAGCCAAGAGACACAAGGCAAGGGCAUCUUCCUGGAUGGGGCUCUCUGAGGUCCUGCAGUCACCAUCCAUCUGAUCUUGAGGUUGUACAGAAACACCGUUACUUCUAAGAGGGCAGGAUGGGGGACUCUGCCUUCCUGUUGAUGGCAGCCUCUGGGAGGGCCCUGGUGCCCAGUGAUGUCACGACAUCGUGGUUCUGACAUUGUGGGUAGAUGAGAUGGGAUUUUUUUUUUUUUUUUUUUUUGGCAGGGCCUGGGUUUGAACCUGCCACCUCCGGCAUAUGGGGCCACUGCCCUACUCCUUUCGGCCAUAGUGAUGCGAUUUUGCGCAAGUGGGAGCUGUGUGAGGGCGGCCCCCAGCUCGGCUCAGGAGAUGGCCUGAGCGCCUUCAUCACAGAUCUUCCCUCUGCAUCUCGCUGACACACUUGGGCCAAGAAGGUUCCACGCAGAGACUGUCCUGUUUUCCUUACGGAUAGCAGGUGUCCUGGGCUCCGUUUCCUUUGGGUCUCUGCACACUCAAAUAUCCAGGGCAUCACGGUUACCUGUGGCCCCACCGCGGAUGAAGAUGCGGGCCUGUGCACGAGGGCACCUGGGGCUUCUCAAGGAGCCACUGACCUCAAGGGCAGGAGCGCAGGGCAGCCCUGCUCGCGUGGAGCCGGAAAUGAGCUCUGUCCAGCGACGCGCCAAAGAGCAAGACGCUCAGAGGUGGAUUGCAUCUCGGCCCCCAGAAGCUGUGCUCCCCGAUGGGGCCUGUGCCCGGCCGCCCAGCUUCUUAGGAUAGAGUCAGAAUAACCACAGCGCCUCGCAGGGCGGUGCGCACGCUGCGGGAGAGGCGCAGGCAGGCGAGGAAAGCCGAGCGCGCCUCACAACCGCAGGCCCUUCCCGGUCCUCACCCGGGGUGCCCCGUCGGACUCACACGUCGGGCCCCCGCGUGGAACGCUCGGACAUCGCAGCGCCCCUAUCCGCAUCCACUCCGCUCCCCAACGCUCGGUCUUCCCUUUUCUUUCAAAGGUUUUCCAACGAGGACGAGACAGGAACGUCUACCCGCUGCCCAGUUCGGACGCAAACGGCGUGAACACCCUGCGCAUGCGCGUUCGGCACCUGCGCAACGUCAUCUGGAGCGACUGGAGCGCGACGCUGCCUUUCGGUGUCCAAGAAGAGGGUUACAGUGGCGCCCCUGUGGCCCUGGCCAUGCUGGUGCUGGGGGCGGUGGCCCUGCCCACCCUGGUCAUGUUUGUCUGUAAAAGGUACUCGGUGACACAGAGACUGUUCCCUCCCAUCCCACAGGUGAAAGGGGAAUUAGCUAGCAUCUUUAUUCCAAACCCAGAGGUCUCCUGGGAAGGGACCCAUCUACCUCCAGGCUCACAGGAACCUGAGGACAUCCUCAUUGUGGAGGAAACACCAUAAUUUCCGUGUGGACGAGCAGAGAUUCCUGCUUCAGCCUCACCCUCUAUUUCUGAAAGUAUCUUUUCUAUAUGUGUUUGCUUAAGCGACUGUCAGCAAUUGUGUUAUUUGUGAACGAUUUCUAAUUUCCCCUUCAAAACAGUGUGUAGAGGUCGGGAGCGGGCACAAAAGCUUCUUUGCAGGCAUAUUUCUGGAAAGGUGUCAUAAAAUUGACCCAGAUGCCAAAGUCUCGGAUAUUCAUCCACAGGGAAGAGUCAAAGAAAAACACUGCAACUCCACCUUUUCUACCUGCCCCAUCCUCGGUCUGUUGGUUGGACCCUCAUGAAAAGAGCUCCCACAGGCUGGUAGGAGUGAUGGAGGCCCCGUGGUUAUUGGCUCAGAAACACCAGGCAGGAUGUAUCUGGACGUUGACAGUAUGCGCAUUUUGUCCCAGAAUCUUGCCUUUUUACUGCAGCAAAAAUCAAACACGAGGGCAGGAACCUCCACAUGGAUUCAUCUGCAGCAGCAUUGAUUUGCAAAGAACCGAUAAAAAAUAAAAUGUGUAAUUUGAUUGUCUCAAUGCACUAUUUUGGAGUGAGCAGAAACCCACACAAUGAAACGUUCAAGUGUUGGGACAGCCUAACAGUGGGUUCUCCUCUGCGAACACAUUCCCAAAGUUGUGCCCUUGGGAACGAGGGCUCAGGACGUGAAGAUGUUCUCCUGAUAAGUUGGCUUAUGCGUUAUACCUUCACAUGUUUGUAUGACUGUAUUAGCAGUGGGCAUCUUUCUUAGCAAUGCAAAAAUGGAGUCUUUGGGAAGACACUUUCCUGUGAAGGUGGCUGUCCCCACUUUGAUUGGAGUCAUGCCACUAUUUGAAUGGUCAGAUACUGGACCAGCCAUUCAAAAAAAAAAAAUCUAACCCAAGUAUAAAACAAAAAGGAACCCACAAAAACAGGUGGCACCAAUUGCUGAAAUAGUGCAACCCCUUACCUGAUGCUUGAUGUUGUUAAAAAUAACCUGCUAGACCAGGUGUGGUGGCUCAGCCUGUAAUCCUAGUGCUGUGGGAGGCAGAGAUGGGUGGAUUGUCCUGAGCUCAGAGGUUUGAGACCAGCCUGAGCUGGAGUGACCCAGAGUGAGACCCCAUCUGUACCAAAUAAAGCCGGGUGUUGUGGUGGAUGCCUGCAGUUCCAGCUACCUGGGAGGCUGAGGGCAAGAGAAUCGCUAAAGGAAGAAAAAAAAAAGAAAGAAAGAAAAUUAAAAAAAAAAACUUCAAACUAAGAUGAUUGAAAGCCAGUUAAAGCAAAAUUAAAAAAAAAAAAAAAAUAACCUGCUAAGGAGUCGACCCAUCCGAUUUGAUCCAAGGGGUGCCAGAGAUGUAGGAAGACGUUUGCUCACCAGAGUGUUGUUUAUAAGGCUUUUACAAAAUGCAAAAACCCUCAGAUGUUAUUCACAGGAGACAGGUUUUUAAAUUGUGGUGGCACAUAGAAAUUUGGGGAUUUUCUAUUUGCAAGGAAACAUAUUUUGGGAUCCUUAUAGGAAAAUGGAGAAGGUUCAGCACAGCAUGUAGAGAGAGUAAGAGUCUUUGCAGGUGGGAGUCCUGUGAGUGUGUGCACAGGUGUGUGUGUGCAGCUAUGUGUGCAUUUGUGUGUGUGUGCAGCUUUAUGUGUGCAUGUGCAUGUGUGCAGCUUUGUGUGCAUGUACGUGUGUGCAGCUAUGUGUGCAUGUGUGUGUGCAGCUAUGUGUGCAUGUGUAUGCAGCUUUAUGUGUGUGUGUGCAGCUGUGUGUGCAGUGUGUGUGUGCAGCUGUGUGUGCAGUGUGUGUGUUCAGCUAUGUAUGUGUGUGCAGCUAUGUGUGUGUGCAGCUAUGUGUGCAUGUGUGUGUGUGCAGCCUUGUGUGUGCAUGUGCAUGUGUGCAGCUAUGUGUGCAUGUGUGUGCAGCUAUGUGUGCAUGUGCGUGUGUGCAGCUAUGUGUGCACGCGUGUGUGCCACUGUAUGUGCAUGUGCGUGUGUGUGCAUGUGUGUGCAGCUAUGUGUGCAUGUGCGUGUGUGCAGCUAUGUGUGAAUGUGCGUGUGUGCAUGUGUGUGCAGCUAUAUGUGUGCACGUGCGUCUGUGCAGCUGUGUGUGCAUGUGUGUGUGUGCAGUUAUUUGUGCGUGUGUGUAGCUACGUGCAUGUGUGUGUGCAGCUAUGUGUGCGUGUGUGUAGCUAUGUGCAUGUGUGUGUGCAGCUAUGUGUGUGUGUGUAGCUAUGUGUGCAUGUGUGUGUGCAGCUAUGUGUGCAUGUGCGUGUGUUUAGCUAUGUGUGCAUGUGGGAAGCUAUGUGUGCAUGUGCGUGUGUGCAGCUGUGUGUGCUUGUGUAUAGCUAUGUGCAUGUGUGUGUGCAGCUAUUUGUGCGUGUGCAUGUGUGCAGGUGUGUGAAGCUAUGUGUGCAUGUGUGUGUGCAGCUAUGUGUGCAUGUGUGUAGUGAUGUAUGCAUGUGUGUGCAGCUAUGUGUGCAUGUGCAUGUGUGUAGCGAUGUAUGCAUGUGUGUGUGCAGCUAUGUGUGCAUGUGCGUGUGCAGCUAUGUGUGCAUGUGCAUGUGUGCAGCUAUGUGUGCAUGUGCGUGUGCAGCUAUGUGUGCAUGUGCGUGUGUAGCUAUGUGUGCAUGUGCGUGUGUGCAGCUGUGUGUGCAUGUGUGUGUGCAGCUUUAUGUGUGCAUGUGCGUGUGUGCAGCUAUGUGUGCAUGUGCGUGUGCAGCUAUGUGUGCAUGUGUGUGCAGCUAUGUGUGCAAACCCAACACCACACAGAGGUGGUGAUCUUCAAACUUCCGGUGUCUAUUCCAUUUUUAAUUUAUUUUUAUAGAGACAAAGUCUCAGUAUGUUGUCCAGGCUGCUCUCGAACCCCAGGCUUCAAGUGAGGCCUCCCAAAGUGCUGGGGUUAUAGGCAUGAGUCUUCAUGGCUAUCCAUUUUUUUUUCCUUUUUAAUGAGUGCAUUCCCCACCCCCCAAAAACCUCAUUUUUACAAUGAAAAUUAAUUUUUUUUUUUUUUUUUGGAAAAUAAAAAUGUUAGAAUCCAAUUUGGAUGUGGGAAAUCCCAACAGUGGAAUGUUAAGUGAAAAUGGGCAAAGACGGCAGUCAAGUAUAUUUGGAUGUUUGCAAACCUGUGUCCACCUGCUUCCCUUUUUCUCGCUAUUGGAAUUAUCAAGCGUGUUUUAUUGUCUCUGUUUUUCCAAAAUGUAUAUAAUAAACUUGCACUGCUCUCAUCGUGGCUAAUUCUCUAUGAAU
Molecule: messenger RNA, 8086 nt
Organism: Nycticebus coucang (slow loris)
Lineage: Eukaryota; Metazoa; Chordata; Mammalia; Primates; Lorisidae
Product: granulocyte-macrophage colony-stimulating factor receptor subunit alpha-like
Exons: 4
Coding region: 4530-4850 (106 amino acids)
Source: RefSeq, a predicted model, not a curated record